Chlamydomonas reinhardtii is the source of this 6880-nucleotide messenger RNA. RefSeq lists its product as uncharacterized. The transcript is spliced from 10 exons. Gene Ontology annotation, cellular component: cytoplasm; actin filament. The record is from RefSeq and is a predicted model, not a curated record. Bases 385 to 6489 code for a protein of 2034 amino acids. Gene Ontology annotation, molecular function: actin binding; microtubule binding; DNA binding. NCBI's taxonomy places the organism in Eukaryota, Viridiplantae, Chlorophyta, Chlorophyceae, Chlamydomonadales, Chlamydomonadaceae. Gene Ontology annotation, biological process: actin filament polymerization.
AGCAAGGCAAUUUGAGCAAACGAUAGAGCACAUAAUGAAAUGACUAUGAAAUAAAUCACCGCUCAAAACAGUGCCCACCUGAGGCGUCGGGGGUCACACCGGGGAUGCAAGCGCGUUCGUCGCGUUAUCAAACCACGCUAAUUUGCGUCCGCUGCAAGGAGAUAUCUUACAGUUGAUAGCCCACUACUCAUCUGAAUAGGUUUAAGCCGGAAAUCCUGACUGCCACGCUUGAACGCUUCUCUGCAAACCUGACUCUGCCAAACCUGACGAUUCCUACAGCACUGUGUCUCGCAAGCUAAACAAGAUGAUAUGGUCUUCGACAUUAGCUGGCGGGGCGGAUUGAAUAGGCCCUCUGGCGGGGCGCACUGACUAGGCCCUCGCAGAAUGGCCACUGCUGCCCGACAGCUGGAGCGGGAGACCGACGCAAUCCUAGACAAUGCUGAAGAUGAUGGACAUGGUGCUGGCGCUAGGUACGACUACACCCAGGAGGAGCUGUUGAACCUGGGGGAGCGGUCGCGGCAGGGGAAGCACUCUAAGGGAACCACCAGAACAUACAACUCACAGCGCAACAAGCUCGAGGCGGUAUGCAGGGAGAAAGGCGUCGAUAUUACGCGGGUGUACGGGUCAGAGCUGGCUGCCCUCAUGGGAGUCGUCUUCAGAAAGAUGGCGGACGACAAGCUGGGGAAGAAGUCACUGGAGGGCGCACGGAGCAUGGCGGUGGCCCUGGACCGGUCAAACCGCUUCGGUCUAGCGGCCACAGAGCCGCCAGUUGGCGAACACAAGAUCUUCAAGGAGGAGUACAGCCUGGCGGUCCGGAAGGCGGUGGGCUGGAAGGGUGACAGGCCACCGGGCGAUCCACAAGCUGGGACAGUCAAUGACGCCUACACGCCAGAGCAGUUCACUGGUGCCUGCAAACUGCUGGCCAGUGGCGAUGCAGCGGCGGAAACGCUUGGCACGUGGAGCACCUACAAGCAGGCGUUGUGCGGCCUGACCCUGCUCCUUUUGCACCACACCGUGUCGCGUGGUGAUGACAGCAGGCUUUUCCGCCUGUGCGACAUCGGCCGGCCUCGGGAGGCAAUGAACAUCGGGCCCUGCAAGGCCAGGCUUCUGCCCAUCAUGUUGUACGGCGGCAAGACGCAGGGCAUGAGCAAUCGUGCUGCAACAGUGGCGUUCUUGCGUGGCGCGACGGCUGUGCUGUGUUGCGUGCGUGCGCUGGCUGAGUACUUGUACGUUCGGUUCGGCCUGCAAGCGGGCGUGAGCGAGGCGUACCCCGUCUUCACCCCUGACGAUCCCGAGGACUGGCUGAAUCGCCCGCUGAUGCGCGCCUACGACAACCGCGGGAAAGCAGUGCCCGCGGACGAGGAGAGCCACAGCCCGGGAAAUGGCGAGGUGCAGGAGAACGACGGGGCGCCGGAGGACGACGGGGCGCCGGAGGACGACGGGGCGCCGGAGGACGAGGCUAUGGGCCAUGGGCGCGGGCGGGGCCGUGGACGGGGCCGUGGCCGCAGCCGUGGAACCGGCCGUGGGCGCGGCCGUGGGACCGGCCGCGGGCGCGGCCGUGGGUGCACCAGCGGCACGGAGGGCAGCGGCGAGGAGAGCAGCGGCGAGGAGAGCAGCGGCGAGGAGGGCUGUGAGGAGGAGCAGCAGCUCAGAGGGGCGGAAGGCGACGAGGCGGCUGCUGGCCACCGAGGGCGUGGCCGAGGGCGUGGCCGUGGGAGCGGGCGUGGCCGUGGCCGUGGCCGCGGUAAAGCUGCGGGGGGCGGGGGGACUGCCAGGCGGUCCGCUGGUGGGCGUGGCCGCGGCAUGAGUGAGGCCCAGGCGGCGUGCCGCAUCCGCAGCACCUUGCGCAGCUACAAGGCCGCCGUCAAGUCCCUGGACUACACGCAGCAGCUCAAUCUGGUGGACGAGCUGUUCCGCCUCCUGGCAAUCAUCACCCGCAAGAAGACGCACGCGUUCCGUGUGGGCGCCGCGCAGUGGCUGGACUCGGCUGGGGCGUCCAAGACAGUCAUCGAGCGGCUGGGGCGCUGGUUCAACAACGAGGCCAUCGUCAACUCCUACCUCCUGCAGCAGCCUCCCGAGGGCCUGCUGCUGCUGGCGGGCUUCCUGUAUAAGGACAAGGGCCAGACGAUGAGCAGCGCCUACUGGGCGCCGCGAUUCAUGGCUGGCAUCCCGGCGGUGGUGAUGGAGGAGUGCAAGGUGGCGCUGUUCCCGUUCUUGCCGCAGCUGCGCGAGACGGUGGAUGCCAUGGGCACGGAGUUGCGCCUUGAAUACAUGUCUGUGUGCAACAACUUGAGCGCCAUGGAGUACAUCAGCGAGUGCGCCGUGCAGGACACGCUGGAGCUUGCCGACACCGCCCCACGCAACGUAAUGGUGCUGCGGCUGCAGCAGAUUCCGGGUUGGGUGGCCGUCCGCAACGCGUACGCGAGCGCCCUGGUACAGCAGCGAAUCGCCGUGACCAAACCACCCGUCCAGCUCGACAUCCUCGCUGGGCUGCAGCAGCAGGUGUCUGUGCUGCCGCUGCAGCUCUUCGCCGUCAUUGGCGAGAUCCAGCGGGCACAGCAGGAGCGGGAGGCUAGGCUGCUGGAGAGCUUCAAGCGCUUGCUGGCGGAUAAGGAGGCAGCCGCUGGCCGCAACUUGCUGGCGGGAGGCAGCGGAGCUGCAGGUGGCUUGGACGAGCCGCAGAUGUACGCGCAGUCGCAACGGCAGUCUGACCUGCUGCAGGAGGUGCUGACACCGACGCGGGCCACCCAGCAGGCACCCUGCUCGGGUGACGGCACACAGCAGCCACAGGAACUGCAGCAGCAGCUGCGGCCCCGGCAGCUUUGGGCUGCGCCGGUGGUCGGCGUGGGGGCAGGCGGGGCAUACGGCGGGGAGCAGCUUGGCGGCAGCCAGACCAGCCCGAGCCACUUUGGCAUGCCGCCGCAGCCGCCGCAGCAGCAGCAACAGCCGCAGCCACCGCAGGCUUGGGCUGCGCCGGUGGUCGGUGUGGGGGCAGGCACGGCGUACGGUGGGGAGCAGCUUGGCGGCAGCCACACGGGCCCAAGCUUCGGCGUGCCGCAGCAGCAACAGCCGCAGCCAUGGGCCUCGGCACUUCCGCCGCACUUCGUGUCCCCCAGCCUCAGCCAGCUGCGCCAUGCGGCAACACAGGCAGCGGCUGCUGUGGCUGCAGCUGCCGCCAAGGCACAGGCCAGCCCAGGCUACACCGGCACGCCGCCGCCGCAGCAGCAGCAGCAGCAACAGCCGCCGCCCCCGCACGCUUGGGCUGCGCCGGUGGUCGGUGCGGGGGCAGGCACGGCGAACGGUGGGGAGCAGCUUGGCGGCAGCCACACGGGCCCAAGCUUCGGCGUGCCGCAGCAGCAACAGCCGCAGCCAUGGGCCUCGGCACUUCCGCCGCACUUCGUGUCCCCCAGCCUCAGCCAAGCACACAUGCAGGUGCAAGGCAUGGCGUCACAGGGUGCGGUGGUUGGCGGUGUGCACGUUGGAGGGCAGGGCGUCAAUGGCCUGACUGGCCUGGGCUAUGCCGGCGCGCAGCAGCAACAGCCGCAGCCAUGGGCCUUGGCACUGUCACCGCGCUUCGUGUCCCCCAGCCACAGCCAGCUGCACCAUGCGGCAACACAGCCAGCGGCUGCAGCUGCCGCCGGGGCACGCAGCCAGGCCAGCCCAGGCUACACCGGUGCACCGCAGCAGCAGCUGCGGCCAAGCCAGCUUUUGCCCAGCUACAGGCCGGCACACAUGCAGCUGCACGGCACGGUGCCACAAGGUGCGGCCGUUGCGGCUGCUGUGGCGGCUGCUCGUGCCAGCCUUCUUGCGGUGCAACCGCGAGGCAUUCCGGCUGGGCAACUGGUUAACGUGCUAUCUCCGACACGUGGUGUUGUGCCAGCGGCCAAUGCCUGGCAAGCAGGGCUGCCUCAUGGGGUGGGAGGUGGGGCCGUAGGCCUGGCUUCGGGCACGCUGCAGCCCUUGAUGGUGGUACAGCAGCACCAGUACCAGAACCACACGGUACUGCAGCAGGCGGGGGCAGCGCUGUCCCGGCAGCAGGUGGUGGCGGACAACCCCCAUCACCAACAGCAGCAGCCGCAGCAGCCGCAGCCAGGCGACGACAGAGGCGGAAGCAGUGGGGCUAAGGGCUACACACAGCGUGAGCUACAGCAUCUGCCAUCAGGGCAGGCUCCCUGGCCAAGCAUGAAGACGGCCUUAGAGCUUUACGACGUGUGGACCCACGGCCACGGCAACGGCCCUUCCCUUCACUCCUUGGUCGCCACAUACGGGCGUGCGUGGCGGCCCACGUGGCUGAAGCAGAGGUGGAGCGAGGUGGCUUGGAUGUACGACAACUUGAUUUGCCGCACUGCUGCAAUGCGGCGGUGCUCAGAAAAGCAGGCCGCCAUGUUCUGGACGGAGAAGCAGCAGCAGAAGGGCUUGGGCAGCCUAAACCAGCUGUUGAAGUACGCAAAAGCAAUGACCCAGGAGGAGCUGGAUGACUAUAUCUCAUGCCGCCGUGAGGCGGCCUUUGUGUCGCCAGCAAAAGGGCAGCAGGCGGCAGCCCGCGUGGAGCGGACUGAAGUGCUUCUGCAGCAACUCCGUGCUGCGAGCACGGUGGGCGCCGAGCGCAGCGGCCAAGCCCCUGCUGCUGGUGUGCCGGCGCCACUGCCACCGCAGCAGCCGCCGCAGCCGCCGCAGCAGCCGGGCUCUGGUGGCGGUGCGGCGGGCUUCGGCGCAGUGGACGUUGGGGGGUUGAGCACGGUGGGCGCCGAGCGCAGCGGCCAAGCCUACGCCGCUGCUGCGCCGCCGCCACCGCAGCAGCCGCCGCAGCCGCCGCAGCCGCUGCAGCAGCCGGGCUCUGGUGGCGGUGCGGCGGGCUUCGGCGCAGUGGACGUUGGGGGGGUGAGCACGGUGGGCGGCGAGCGCAGCGGUCAAGCCUACGCCGCUGGUGUGCUGGCGCCACUGCCGCCGCCGCCACAGCAGUAUCAGCCGGCGCAGCCGCCGCAGCCACCGGGCUCUGGUGGCGGUGCGGCGGGCUUCGGCGCAGUGGGCGUUGGGGGGGCGAGCACGGUGGGUGCCGAGCGCAGCGGCCAAGCCUACGCCGCUGCUGCGCCGCCGCCACCGCAGCAGCCGCCGCAGCCGCCGCAGCCGCUGCAGCAGCCGGGCUCUGGUGGCGGUGCGGCGGGCUUCGGCGCAGUGGACGUUGAGGGGGUGAGCACGGUGGGCGCCGAGCGCAGCGGCCAAGCCUACGCCGCUGGUGUGCUGGCGCCACUGCCGCCGCCGCCACAGCAGUAUCAGCCGCCGCAGCCGCUGCAGCAGCCGGGCUCUGGUGGCGGUGCGGCGGGCUUCGGCGCAGUGGACGUUGGGGGGGUGAGCACGGUGGGCGGCGAGCGCAGCGGUCAAGCCUACGCCGCUGGUGUGCUGGCGCCACUGCCGCCGCCGCCACAGCAGUAUCAGCCGGCGCAGCCGCCGCAGCCACCGGGCUCUGGUGGCGGUGCGGCGGGCUUCGGCGCAGUGGGCGUUGGGGGGGCGAGCACGGUGGGUGCCGAGCGCAGCGGCCAAGCCUACGCCGCUGCUGCGCCGCCGCCACCGCAGCAGCCGCCGCAGCCGCCGCAGCCGCUGCAGCAGCCGGGCUCUGGUGGCGGUGCGGCGGGCUUCGGCGCAGUGGACGUUGAGGGGGUGAGCACGGUGGGCGCCGAGCGCAGCGGCCAAGCCUACGCCGCUGGUGUGCUGGCGCCACUGCCGCCGCCGCCACAGCAGUAUCAGCCGCCGCAGCCGCUGCAGCAGCCGGGCUCUGGUGGCGGUGCGGCGGGCUUCGGCGCAGUGGACGUUGGGGGGGUGAGCAUGGUGGGCGCCGAGCGCAGCGGCCAAGCCUACGCCGCUGGUGUGCUGGCGCCACUGCCGCCGCCGCCACAGCAGCAUCAGCCGGCGCAGCCGCUGCAGCAGCCGGGCUCUGGUGGCGGUGCGGCGGGCUUCGGCGCAGUGGACGUUGGGGGGGUGAGCACGGUGGGCGCCGAGCGCAGCGGCCAAGCCUACGCCGCUGGUGUGCUGGCGCCACUGCCGCCGCCGCCACAGCAGCAUCAGCCGGCGCAGCCGCCGCAGCCACCGGGCUCUGGUGGCGGUGCGGCGGGCUUCGGCGCAGUGGACGUUGGGGGGGUGAGCACGGUGGGUGCCGAGCGCAGCGGCCAAGCCUACGCCGCUGCUGCUCCGCCGCCACCGCAGCAGCAGCAGCAGCAGAAUGGUGGCGGCAAAGGCCGUAAGCGCGCCAGGGCUAGCGGUGACGACACGGACCAGCGGCGCCUUCCUCAGGUUUCCAACUGCUACAUGCUGUGGGUGAAGGACAAGAAAGCAGAGGCGAAAGCAGCUGGAGUCAAGGAGGACUGGGUGGGCCUGCCUAGCCGGGAGCAGACCAAAGCGCUCUCCAAAAUUUGGAAGGCGCUGCCCAUUGAGGUGAAGGACACGUACAAGGCAAAGAGCAUGCUGCUGAGGUUGGAGCGGCAACAGAUGUGACACAGCUGGUAAGGCUGAUGCACUGUCUGGUGGUAUAGCGAACGGUGAUAGGUAGGGCAAGGCGGCGCAGCGGCGGCAGCGGCGAUGUAAGGCUGGCGUGGUGUUGGACAUGGCAAGGCACUGUGGCGCAGUGAUUGGAAUGACAUUGCUUCAGAAUAUGUUACAGGGAGAGGGGUUUCCACCCUAUCAGUCCGCAUAUGACAUGUGAUCCUCGGACCAGAGUGCCGCUGCCACUAGCCAAGAGCCUGCAGUUCUUCAUGAGCGCUCCUCCUCCUAAAUUUGUUAAGCCAGCCAACUCAUUCAACUCGUCCUGACCGCUGCCCUCAACUAGUUCUGGCCACUGCCCUCAGCUCGUCCGCGCCGCUGCCCUCAACUAGUUCUGGCCACUGUG